AUGGCCGAAAAGAAGUUUGUUUCGCCAAAGCAUCAUGCUAUCCUAAUUGGCAUCGACGCUUAUCCUGAGAAAUACAAUUCGUCGCUGAAGGGUUGUGUACGAGACACGCAACAAAUCAGAUCAUUACUGGAACAGCAACCUUUUCACAUCAAUAUCCAGACCUUGACAGCUACGCAAAGCUCUGAUAGCAGCAUCACAGGGCCAGUUGAAGAUCCUGCUAGCUUGCCAACUGAUGACAAUGUAAUCAAGGCAUUCAGAGAUCUUACGUCUGCGGCUCAGCCUGGAGAUUACAUCUAUAUCCAUUACUCUGGCCAUGGCACCCGCAUCGCUCCCACUGCUAAGGCAUUCUCCAACCAGCAUACUGGAGACUUGGCUCUAGCCCUUCUUGGUGGUGAGAAUGGAAACGAAGUGAGGCCACUUGGAGGGUACAGGCUAGCAGUUUCUCUGAAUGCAAUGGUGUUGAAGGGUCUGGUUGUCACUCUAGUUCUUGACUGCUGUUUCGCAGCAAGUAUCUAUCGCCUGGACCGUCGCGAUAUUCGAUUCCUUCGAAUUGAUCCAGACCUGGCAUCUGCGUACUUCGCCGACAAAGACUUGUCAGAGCAAGAUGAGGAAACACCUAACUCAGGUUAUCGCGAUAUAUCUAUGCUGCCAAGCUGGUUGAUAAACCCAAAUGGCUAUGCACUUCUUGCAGCUUGUGGUCCUCAUGAAGAGGCGGGCGAGAUAAUCCACAAAGAACAGUCCCAUGGCGCUUUGUCCCAUUUUCUGAACCUGAGCCUAAGAGAUGGCGGGUUGAAUCGCAAGCACAAGAACAUCUUCUACCGUCUCAGCUCCAAAUUCCGUGCUCACUCAGUUCAGCAAAAUCCUGCAUUGUAUGGGAACAAAGACCAGGGAUUCUUUGGUGAGAACAAUAUUACGAACUCACGAUCUACGGUACUUGUUGUGAGAAAUGGCCAGCAUUUUGCAUUGCAGGCGGGUCAUGCUCAUGGAGUAUCCGACGGCGAUGAGUUCAUUCUGUAUCCCUCCAGUGUGCUUGAGAAUAACGAGGCCUUUCAUGCAAACCUUAUGAAAACGAUGGUUGAAAGAGCUGGCCCUUUGACAAGCAGGUUACAACUGGUUGAUGCCAUGGCUGCGACAUCUGAGAAUGACUGGGUUGCUGAACCACAAACGAGGCGAGCUCUUGGCAAGUUCUCAGUUUCUUUCAGCGAUACGAUAUCUCCCCAGAGUACCUGGCCAGAGGCUUUAACAAGAUAUGGUAUGACCCACGCUGGCGAGCACGGAUUGGAAUGCUGGUUCCACGUUGAAGCUAUCGGCAACAAGUACAAGAUUCUGACGCGAAAUGGUGAAGAAGUGAUGAACCUCCCGUCAUUGUCCCAAAACACAUCAACUGCAGAUGAUGUGGUUGCAGUUCUGGAGCAUUUAGCUCGAUACGAGGUUGUCAAGAGCCUUUCAAAUCCAUUUGUGGAAGAGGAUUUCCGAACAUCGUUCGACAUCAAUAUUGUACGAGCGGGGGAUCGCUUUGGCCCAGAUCUUCUGGUCGACGUUGAACAAGAUGCAGGCAAGGGAGCUAUGUUCGAGCUCAAACUUCAGAACCACGGAACCAAAGUUUUGUACCUGUAUAUCCUUGACCUUGGCCCUCUUUGGCAAAUUGAGGAUAUAUAUUGUGGCAGCUACGUAGUGGUUCCCCCAUACAACCAGAAUGAAAGGUUCAUGACGGGCAGCUUUACCAAGAAGUUCAGAACCAUGGUACCCGAUGAGCUGAGAAAGAAGGGCAUUGAAGAGUGCUGUGAUACUCUCAAGGUCUUGGUCACGUCUCAGCCGACUUCCUUUGACUUGCUGGAGCUUCCCAAAAUUGGUCAUGCUCUCAAGAAGAGAUCACCAGCCGACAAUGAUAGGUCCGGAGGUAGCUCUGUUGAGCAGUGGAUCGCUUUUAACUUUCCGCUAAAGACUUCACUGGCAGCAGAACUAAGAGCCGCGAAGACCUGUUGA
Fusarium fujikuroi IMI 58289 is the source of this 1986-nucleotide messenger RNA. RefSeq lists its product as uncharacterized. The transcript has a single exon. Bases 1 to 1986 code for a protein of 661 amino acids. Gene Ontology annotation, biological process: proteolysis. The record is from RefSeq and is a predicted model, not a curated record. Gene Ontology annotation, molecular function: cysteine-type endopeptidase activity. Lineage: Eukaryota; Fungi; Ascomycota; Sordariomycetes; Hypocreales; Nectriaceae.